ACCAGAGAAGAAGAUACAAAUGGGAGAUACCAUUGACACCGCCAUGGGGGUGUUCUCUUAUCAGUACCUGGCGUCCAAUGACAGUUUACUUUUCAACAUCACACCAACCCACUUCCCCCCCCUGCCACCCAUAAUAGACAUGGCCAUCAGCUUCACCACCAUAGUAAUCCUCUUCGUUACCAUGGUUUCACUGGGCUGUAACAUGGAGGUGUCCAAGAUCAAGACCCACAUCCUGAAACCUAAAGGAGUAGCCAUCGCAGUGGUGGCACAGUUCGGAGUAAUGCCCCUCACUGCCUUCUCAUUGGCUAAGGUGUUACAGCUGGGGCCGAUGGAGGCUGUAGCGGUGUUGAUCUGUGGAUGCUGUCCAGGGGGAAACAUCUCCAAUAUACUGGCCCUGGCACUGAAGGGAGAUGUGAACCUCAGUAUUGUGAUGACUACCUGCUCUACAUUCCUAGCCCUGGGUAUGAUGCCACUGCUCCUCUACCUAUACUGCCAGGGCUUCUCCAACCUGGAGAGUGCUGUCCCCUAUGUUGGCAUCACUCUGACCCUGGUCAUGACUCUGUUCCCUUGCGGCAUCGGCAUCCUCAUCAACUACUACAGGCCGCAGUACUCCAAGACCAUUACCAAGAUCGGUCUGUCCCUCCUGUUAAUAUCCAUGGUAGUGAUCGGCCUAUUGGCCAGCGUGACCAGAGGAAGAAUGAAUGUGAUGCAGAUCGUCCUGUCCCCUCAACUAAUGGCCACUGCUGCCCUCAUGCCCCUCAUUGGUUACACUUUAGGAUACGUCCUUUCAUACCUGUUCAGAGUCAACAGAUCGGGGCAGAGGACCAUCGCCAUGGAGACGGGAUGUCAGAACAUCCAGCUGUGUUCCGCCAUUCUGAAGGUGGCGUUCCCUCCCGACGUGAUUGGUCCGCUCUACCUCUUCCCUAUAGUCUACAUAGGGUUCCAAGUGGGAGAGGCCUUACUGCUCAUCGUCCUCUUCUGGGUUCACCAGAGGUUCUUUAAAACAACAAAGAAAGAGAAGCGGGUGUACGAGGCAGUGAAGUUAGAGGAAGCAGGCCAGCCCAGCGAUGUGGCCAUUUGAUCAGAUAGAAUUCAGAGCAAACGUUGACACUACACAUCCAAGUAUAAGUGACCAAAUGAUGAAACCCUCCCUAACCCGGACAAUGCCAAUUGUGCGUCGCCCCACGGACCUCCCGGUCGCGGCUGGUUACAACAGAUGUCAAUCUCUCAUGGUUCAAAGUGGAGCAGAGACUUCAUCACUACUUGUUUUUGUAAGAAGUGUUGACAAGCUGAAUGCACUGAGAUCCAAGGUACUAUUCAUAUAAUUAAUUAAAAUGCCUUUAUUUGAAUGGCAUGUUCAGUGGAAACAAAGAUUAAAAACUUGACACAAUUUGGCUGCAUGGCCUUCGUCAGGGAGUACAAAGAUAUGCAUUAUCCUCUUUUGAACAGCUUUUUCCAAUCAACCCUGAUUUGAAGCACGAGUGAUUCCAGGAAUUCAUUGGACAACACCUCGUAGGUAACACUAUACACAUUAAAAGGUGAAAAAUUGUA
Molecule: messenger RNA, 1551 nt
Organism: Oncorhynchus masou masou (cherry salmon)
Lineage: Eukaryota; Metazoa; Chordata; Actinopteri; Salmoniformes; Salmonidae
Product: hepatic sodium/bile acid cotransporter-like
Exons: 7
Coding region: 20-1081 (353 amino acids)
Biological process (GO): bile acid and bile salt transport
Cellular component (GO): membrane
Molecular function (GO): bile acid:sodium symporter activity
Source: RefSeq, a predicted model, not a curated record